Molecule: messenger RNA, 4920 nt
Organism: Aspergillus sclerotioniger CBS 115572
Lineage: Eukaryota; Fungi; Ascomycota; Eurotiomycetes; Eurotiales; Aspergillaceae
Product: FG-nucleoporin NUP159
Exons: 3
Coding region: 307-4737 (1476 amino acids)
Biological process (GO): protein import into nucleus; RNA export from nucleus
Cellular component (GO): nuclear pore
Molecular function (GO): structural constituent of nuclear pore; protein binding
Source: RefSeq, a predicted model, not a curated record
AUUGCUGGCGCUCAACACCUCCUCCGUGCUGCUGCUUCUCGCUCGCCAGUCAUUGGCCGUGCUCUGGUUUCUCUUCUUUCCAGGGCUCUGAACCCCUUUCUUAUCCACUUCACUUCCUUCCCUUGAGGGGAGGUGGUCAAGAUUUUUGCGCGCACCUGGAAGCUCUUCAACCGGAGUCCUCAAGCACUCCAGCGUCGCUCCUUUUCAUCAUCGCCGCAAAGUCCACCUUCUCCCCAUGCUCCUAAGACCAGGCUAUCCCUAGGCGACCGUCCUCGUUCAAUCUCAGCCGAUUUCGACAGACUCAGAAUGGCUUUUAACUUUGGAGCAUCCAACCCCGCUGGGGGUAGCGCUGAACUGGGACCCGAGCUCCCCGACGUCUAUGCAGAGGAAGUCGGGUUCAAAGGCGUGUCAGGCGAUAGCAAUGUCCGAUUACUCAACACUCCCUGGCCCGAAGAUGCUCUUCCUAACCCGACAAGCUCCCUCCUCGCUGUCGCACCAACGAAAGGCGUCGUUGUCGGCGCUGGCCCAGACGCCCUCUACGUCGCUUCCUCCUCCGCUAUCAGGACAGCCAUAUCUGCACCCACUGGAGAGGAUAAGGUCAAAACCAAGCCAUUCCAGGUGCAAGCGACAGUUCCUAUUCCUACGAGACCAACACAUAUCACGUUUGCCUCCGGUGAUAGCGCCCUCGUGCUGGCCACAGAGAAUGGAACCCAGCUUUCGGUUUUCGAGACUGCCAGUCUUUUGCAAGGAAAUGCGCAACCGGCGUUAUCGAUUCCGACGAACGGCACCACUUUCCGCUUCCUUGCCCCCAAUCCUGCGCAACCCGAAGAGUCCCACUCAUCCCUUUUGGCGCUUGUGACGACGGGAGGCGACCUUCUCAUAGCCGAUCUCAAGGCCGGAAAUCUACUUUCGGGCCCGAAUGGCCAGGUGCUGAAGUCUGGGGUUAGCACGGUUUGCUGGAGUAACAAAGGCAAGCAGCUCGUAGCGGGACUCGCAGAUGGCACUGGGUACCAGAUGACCCCAGAGGGAGCCCAGAAAGAUAUCAUUCCGCGUCCGUCAGAUCUGGAGGAUAACCAUCAUGUGUCCUCUAUUGCUUGGCUUGAAAACGACGUCUUUUUAAUGGUCUAUACAUCGAACGCCGCCGAGGACGAUAUGGGUCAGACGCCAUCUUCGCCUUACUACGUCAUAACCAGAAGAAAGCAGGCGCCUUUCCUGAUCCAGAAGUUGCCCGAGUUAUGUAUGCCCUUUGGUGUCAAGCGCGCCCCUGCCUACCAGUUCAUCGCACGUCUCCGAGACUACAAACCGCAUUUGAAGGAUGUCCUUAUCGUGUCUUCAACUGCCUCCACCGAUGUAGGUCUGAUCACCAGGGCGGAUCAGCCGUUGGCUAGCGAUGAUGCUGCCAAGGCCACCACCGGGCUCUUUGUUACGACGGAAGUGAACGAUGACACAAAGAGAGCGUCGCUUCCGCUCAAGGAAUCUACCGAGGAGACCUCUGUGAUCGGGCUGGGUGUUGACCUAUCGAGCACGGAAAAUGUUGUAGCCCCGAUCGCUGGUGAAGAUAUUGCUGAGAGUUCUACUCCGCUGCCAAACCUGCUGCUCCUCAAUCACGAAGGUAUCCUUUCUUCCUGGUGGUUCGUAUAUGCAGAUUCGAUUCGCCAGAAAAUCCCUUACCACGGCAUGGCGUCUGAGGGUCAACAGCAGCAGCCGGUGCAGCCGGUGCAGGCAGCGCAGCCAGUGCAGCCAACGCAGCAAGCACAGAUUCAACCCCCCAAGCAGCCGGCGUUCGGGCAGUCGUCUUUCGGCAGUCCGUCUCUAGGAGCAUCCCCAUUUGGUAAACCAUCCGCUGCACCGGCCUUUGGCAGUCCCUCCACGUUGGGCGCUCGCCAGCAACCGUCCUUCGGAACACCAUCAUUUGGAGCUCCCUCCUUCGGCACUCCAUCACAGCCGGGGGCUUCCUUCAGCACUGCUUCGCCUCAGUUUGGCAGAUCUGGCUUUGGAGCUGUGGGCGCCGCGUCCACCUUUGGCCAGCCAUCCACACCAGGCAAGAGUCUCGGAUUUGCAGCGUCAAGCACUGGUGCAGGAGGUGGUUUUGGCUCUUUCGCAAAUUCCGGGGGAUUCGGUGGGCUUGCGACGUCAAAGCCCGCCGGAGAGUCACCCUUUGCGGCAGUGUCAGGUGCAAGCCCUUUCGCAAAAUCAUCUGUGCCAUCGCCGUUCGGUAACAAAACUGAUACUGACACGGCAUUCCCUCCCCCCAAGUCGGACGAGCCAAAGAGUCUUUUCGGACAAAGCUCUGGUGGAUUCGUCCUAGGAUCUUCAUUCAAGGGUGACGGCACUGCCGUAAAUGAUGGCCCCAAGCCAGAUAAGCCGUCUGGACUGUUCUCAUUCGGUCCAUCCAUGGAUGAGCUGGUAUCGAGCGACAAGAGUAGUCCGCCAACCGAGUCCAUGGAUGAUAUGGAAGAUGAACCUGCCGCCCCAGCCAAGCCUGAACCCAAGGAGCCGACGUCCGUAUUCGGGGCACCGUCCAAGAUCGAGACUUCCGCACCUUCCUCGCUGUUCGGCUCUAAACCAGCACCUCCCAAUCCUUUCGGUCAGCCGGCAAAUCCCUUCGGCCAGAACCAGGCUACCAAAUCUCCUUUUACACUUUUCGGAAAUACCACAACAAAGACAACCGCGAGUCCGCUGUCCCCUCCUUCUGAGAAGACAACGGUUGCUACAACCCCCCUGACAAAGACGCCAUCGGAGGAUGCGCAUCGCACUCCCCUCGCCUCGAGUAUGCAAACUCCUCUACCUCCUGACUCUACCAGCAAGACUUCUUACGGACCGGGCGAUACUUCUGCCUCCUCAAAUGUUUCCAAGAGCUCCGUCGAUGACGCCCCCCUUCCGCCUGACUUUACUGUCAAGGCGAAACCUGCUCCAGCCGAUGUCGGAGGAGAACCACCUCUACCCCCCGACUUCACGGCGAAACUCCCCGAAGAAGAGGAAGAAAUAGACGAGGCGGAUGCCGAAGAGGCGCCAUUGCCUCCAGACCCGAGUGUGCGGAAGCCUUCAGCAACGCCCAAGGAGGAGCCCGGUCCAGUGCUGGAACAUUCCGAUGCCGAUGAGUCUGAAAGAGAGAGUGAGGAAGGAGACGAGGAAGAGGAGGAGGGUGACGAGGUGGGAGAUGAAGAGGAUGAAUCCGACUUUGAGGAUAGUGGUGAGGACGUCUCACAGGAUAUUAGCGAAGCCGAGUCUCCCGAAGAAAGUCCGAAGGCAACCCCCGAGGGUUCUUUCGAAUUCGGCGUAGGUACUAAAGGUAGCCUAUUCUCGCAAACUGCUAAACCCGGACCGACUCAACCCCAGGCUCAGCGAACGCUGUUCGGGGAGAUAGGGAAACCUGUUUUCCCGGCGUUCCAGAACAGGGAGCCUCCCAGGUCGCCCAGCCCCGUCCGGGCCGGCCCUCAGAAGAGUCUUUUCAAGCGCUCAAGCCAGAAGCCUGUUGUUUCCAAGAGCCCAGGAAGCACUCUUGCCGCGAGAAAGGCCUCACUGACGGAGUCUGCCAGGCGUGAGAGUCUUUUGAGACCGCAGCCCAAGAAGACGGAGCCCCAGGUGGACCUGGAAGCGAAGCAGAUAGAAGAGGAGGCGCAGGCCCUUUCGGAUGAUGAUGAGGAUGAGAGGCUGCGUGCGGACCUUGCACGACCCCUGGAGCCAGUUCCAACUCUUGACCCGUUCCUGCCUCACCAGGACUAUGCUGGGGAGACCAGUAAACCGGGUAUCCCUGGACAGAUUGAGCGGUUAUACCGCGACAUCAACUCCAUGGUCGACACUCUGGGCAUCAAUUCAAGGUCGUUGGCUUCGUUCCUUCUGUACCAGAAACAGUCACCCAAUGCGAACUGGGUUGGUAUGUUGAAGGAGGAGCACCCGGCCAAUAUCCUGGAUGAGAAGCUGCUCCUCUGCGAGAUCGAGAAACUCGACGAUGCUGUUGUCAUGCUUGCUGGCUCUCUUGAGGAACAGCGGGUGCAAGGAGUCGAGGAGAAGCUGGAAAGCUGCCGCGACCUCCUGAGUAAAGACAUUCUGACGCUUCGAGCCCAAUGUGCUAGCAUUCGCAAGACUCUGGACGCCCACACAGAAGCGGCUGCCAUUAUUUCCGCGCCUCUUUCUGCGGAGCAAGUGAACCUGCAACAAGAUCUCCGCUCGGCAUCUACUGAUAUCCAGGCUAAGCUGGCGGAUCUUGAGUCAGCGGUCUCCCUUUUGCGGGCCAAAAUCGCCGACGCCCCUCGCCCGGAUGGCGCUGGUGCUCGACAGGCUACCAGACGGCCGACGGUGGAGGCUGUUACGUCUACAAUUGCUACUAUGAUGAACAUGGCGGAAAGUAAACGCAGCGACAUUGAUGUCUUGGAAGUGCAGCUCAAGAAACUGGGAAUCGACACGUCGGCUCCGGCGGCCAGCCGGGAGGGCUCGCCCUUCACCACCCCUCGGAAGGGAGUCGCCAGAUUCCCGACAACGCCGGGAUCUGAUGGUCCUACCAGCGCAUACCACACCCCUGACUCGGCUGCGCGGGGCCUUAACUUCCGGUCCAGCAUCAACGGAUCGGCGCGGGCGAGCCGGCUGCGCAGUGUCGAAGGGGUUGGUGAGCUCGUCAGCAAGGAGGAAACUGCGCAAUGGAAGACGAAAAAGCAGCGGCGGCAGCACAUGGUGAGCAGUCUGAUGAAGGCCAUUGGGGACAAUAAGUGCAAGGUGCGGGGGGUGGACGAUCUGUAGGAUUAGAGAUGACAGUCUGUUCUCAUUAUUUUGACACGACCACGAAAACAGCAGGGACCGGCGUGGUGCAGGCAUUGGAUGUUGGUAGCGUUUGUACAUAGAUCCGAUUCAUUUAAUAACGAUGUACCAGUGUUUCGACUGUGUUCUGCCUGAGGCAGCACUGACAUCAUCCGUGACACAACC